UGCAAAAAAAAGUUAGAGGAACAAACAUUUGUAAAAAUGUUGCACGACUCAAACCUGGAGAAAAGUUAAAUAUCACUUUUUACCAAAAUUGAGUUGUUGUAAAAAAUUAUGCCUCAUUUGUGAGACACUUGGGUAUUUUAAUUCGUGAUCGUAAUAUGUGCCCAUUACGGGUACACUCAUGGACAGACAUUAAAGAAGAUCAGCUAGAACACAUGUGGGAUGCUGUUACUGAUAAAUUUAGCUGUGACGACAUGAAUGCUAAGAAAGAACAUGUCCUUCAACCUAUGAGAAGGUUGUGGAAUAACUGGAGAGGAUCACUUCAUAAGAAUAUGAAGUCUAAGCCAUUUUGUGAUGCUCUAAAAGAUGUGCCAAAAGGGGUAGAUAAGAGUGAUUGGGAAUGGCUGGUUAAGGAGCAUUUCUUAAGUGGCAAGUUUAAGGGAGGUAAAGAUGGUAAGCCACCAAACAUGGAUACUAUCUUCUUCGAGACUCGUAAGAAGGAUAACAAGCUUGUCGAACCUGAAACAAAUGCAAAAUAUGCUGAAAUCCAAAAAUUGGUUCAAUCUGAUUCUUCUCUUACAAAUAUUUGAGGUUGUUGAAAAGUGUUUUGGACCUCAAUGUAAGAGUCAUGUAAUUGGAUUUGGUGGCGGGAUAACGGCUAAAGAGUUGAAAGGUGGGAACUCUUCAAAGGCUGCAUUAUUAGAUAAAUUGAAUGCACGUGAAAAAGAAAAUGAAUCACUAAAAAGACGCAUGGAUGAGUUAGAGAAUAAAUGUGAACGCAUGGAUGAGUUGGAGAGUAAACAUGAACAACUUGCAAGAGUACUGCUUGGUCAGCCUUCAACACCUGCGUCUUCAAGUGAUCAAUAGAUGGUACCAUUAAACAGAUCAAGCAUUUGAAUAUGAAUAAUAUAUCGUUCAACAAUGUACGGAGCAAGUUGAAUUCAUGAGCUAGGGAUUUUACUUUAGUUACGGGUGGUUUAAAUUAAAGACAAUGUCUUAUUAUUUAUUUUUUGCAAUUUUUUUCUUUUUUAGGAGUUGAUAAAGAUAUAUUAU
Messenger RNA from Solanum stenotomum, 1050 nucleotides. RefSeq lists its product as uncharacterized. The coding region runs from base 156 to 587 and encodes 143 amino acids. Lineage: Eukaryota; Viridiplantae; Streptophyta; Magnoliopsida; Solanales; Solanaceae. The record is from RefSeq and is a predicted model, not a curated record. The transcript has 5 exons.